Messenger RNA from Paraphaeosphaeria sporulosa, 894 nucleotides. RefSeq lists its product as uncharacterized. NCBI's taxonomy places the organism in Eukaryota, Fungi, Ascomycota, Dothideomycetes, Pleosporales, Didymosphaeriaceae. The transcript is spliced from 2 exons. The record is from RefSeq and is a predicted model, not a curated record. The coding region runs from base 1 to 894 and encodes 297 amino acids. Gene Ontology annotation, biological process: regulation of DNA-templated transcription.
AUGGUCGACGUUGCGCCUCCACUCGAGAGCAUCGCAGAAGAUGACCUCUGCCCCAUCUGUCACCUCCUCCUCAGCUCCCCCGUGCGGACGACAUGCGCCCAUAUCCUCUGCCGCGCCUGCAUGGCGCAGUGGGCCUCAGCCUCGCAGACGGUGCCCAUGCACCCGUCCUCCCUCGACAUGGACAUGCGCGACUUCAACCCCGAAUUCGACCCCACCUACGACCUCGAAGCGCGCUGCCCCAUGUGCCGCACGCCCACCACCGCCCAACCCGACGCCCCGCUCGCGCGCUCCCUCGAAGCGAAGUACCCGCAGACCUACGCCGAGAGGCAAGCAGAAGACGAUGCAGCGAGAAUCGUCGUCAGCGGCGAAGGUGUAGAAAACGUCGCCAUAUUGAUAGGCAACAGACACGCGCUUGUUGGCGGCAGGGACGAGCCCGGGAACAAGCACGACUGGACGUUCUUCGUGCGGCUGAGCAGACCCGACCUCGUCUCGCACGUCAAAGUCAAUCUGCACCCCACGUUCCGGCCGCCGUCGCUCGUGUUGCACGAUCCGCCAUUCGAAGUGCGGAGACUGGGGUGGGGCUACUUCAGCAUCGGGGCCACGGUGGUGCUCAAAGAGGGCUGGGAGUGGAUUGGCGGGAGCGAGGUGAGGGGGGAGCUGAGCGAUAGGAAAGGCGCGCUGGGUCUGGAGUGGAUGUUGGAUUUCGGGGGGGAUGGAAAACAGGGGCGGAUAAGGGCGGGGGUGAGGAGGGUCGGCGGGUAUGCAGAUGAGGCGGUGGAUAGCGGCGUGGAGAGUCCGCUGAGGGAACCGAGUCCCGUGGAGGAGGGGAGCCCGGUCAGAGAGGCAAGUCCCGCGCGGUGGCCGCAUAUGGAUGAUGAACACAUGUUUAGGUAA